Molecule: messenger RNA, 7856 nt
Organism: Lymnaea stagnalis (great pond snail)
Lineage: Eukaryota; Metazoa; Mollusca; Gastropoda; Lymnaeidae
Source: the annotation of a GenBank genome assembly
AUGUUAACUUACCGUAUAAAAAAGAGGGUGUUAUUCUUUAUUUUGGCCAUUGUGCUGAUAAGCUUGGCCCUUGUUUAUCGAGCCCUACUGUCACAAUUUUCAAGUAUCAGCAUACGUCCUUUUGGUGAAACAUUUGAAGCAGCACCCAGGCGUCAGCCAAGGUUGAAACCCAAGCACAGAAUUGUUUCGGGUGCAUAUUCUGAUUCAGACGCAUUUCCUGCAUUUAAUAAACCAGUGAUACAAGAAAGUCUUCAGAAUGUUUUAUAUCCAAAUAUAAUUUCGAAGGAGCUUGAGACUUUGCGCAACAGAGAUUUGUUGAAUGCAGAUGGAAAACAGGCACUGACAAGUUUUCUUCUCAAGUUGUAUCCUACUAACUGGGCCACAGCACCAGAGACGGAUGAGGUAGCCCUGGACCUGAAAUAUCUGCUGAUGGAUUACGGAUUGGAGAGUAAUCUAAGCUGUAAAGACAUCGACAAAUUGCGGUUGGGGUCAUCUAUAUCUUUCUCCCGAACAAAGAGAAUUGAGCUUGGCUUCAAUGAAGAGCAAUACAGGGCUAAUGGUGGGAACACGUAUGAAAGAGCAGGCAAAGGCCAAACUUCUCUAGCUGUUAGGAGUUCUCUGUAUGACAUGGACAUUAAAGUGUCAUGCAUGAAGCAGAUUUAUGACGCAGACAUUUGUGAAACUAUGGGAAACUACAGGUGAGAACACAUUGAACCUAACCCAUGGUUAAGAUGUGGAACAAUUACAGAGGGAAAUAACUUAAUGGAUUUUAAAUUGCCGUUAGAAAUUCAACACAUAUAUGACAAUAUAAAUUAAUUAUUUUCAAAGUUUUUCAUGAUUUUAUAUUUUACAAUCCAUGAUUUUUACAAUUUUAAUCUGAUAUUUGUUCCAAAUCAUUGAUGACAUUUUGUUAAAGAUAUUUUUUUUCCUAUUAGGUUGUAAUUUACCUGUAAUGUGUUAAAGAUAAAAAAAAAAUAAUUGUAAGAAUAAUGUAUUCUCUACAGUAUGUGGAUAGCUAUAAAUUAUGUAAAAUAUUGUGUAGCUGGCACUGAAUGUCCACCUGAUACAAACACCUACUCUGAUCACAGACUUUUGAGAGAGCUACUCUUCCUGACCACUCUCAACCAUCCCAGUGUUCUGAGACUGACGGGCUACUGUCUUCGAGGCAAUCGCAUGUCAUCUAAUCUGCUAGAGAAAGGAGUGAUCAUCGUCACUGAGGUGGGCACCUCCAUGAGUGAUUCCCUUAUCUUUGCAUCAACUUGGGCACAAAGAGUAAAAGUAAGUUUUCAAUGUAUCAUACAUUUUUUUUGAAAAUCUAAAUCAUCUCUUUUUACCCCCUUUAAACUUAACUUGAGUGUUGUUUAUUAGUUGUGGUUAGAUGUCUUUGAAUCCGAUUUCCUGAUGUCCUAGAAAGCUGGAAUUUCUUACACAGCUUAGUCUCAUGGUACAUUGUGAUCUAUUAUGUUUUGACUAACAAGUAUCAUUCCUGUCCUUAAAGUUUUUGAUGGUCAAUAAAAUAUCAAUAAAUCAGAUGUCAAUGAAAUAGUGAAUGCGUCAAACACAACUCACUUUUAACAAGCAACAACCUUGCCUUGUCAGAAUAUGCAGUUGUGUCCCCUUUGAAAGUGUUGUUAUACCAUGAAUCAGAUCAAGUUAAAUGAGAGCUUUACAAAAUAUUUGCAACAGAAUUGCAAUGGAAAAAAAUGAGGCGAUUAUGAGAGCUUCCUGAUUACUGACAUUGAUCUUCAUCUUUGCCUCUCUCAACUUUCAGUGGUCGAUAGCAAUAUCCUUCCAAGCCUUCCUGUCUCUUGCUUUGAUAUCUGCCUCAGAUCCCCCAUCCUUACUAACUAUGCUUCCUUGAUAUCUGCCCCAUCCUUUCUUACUAUAAUUCAUGUUAUUAGCCUCAGAUCCCCCAUCCUAACUAUACUUCCUUGAUAUAUGCUUCAGAUGCCCCAUCCUUAUUAACUAUAAUUGCUUGAAAUCUGCCUCGAAUUUCCCAGCCUACUUCACUUCCUAUGUAUCUGCCUCAGAUCCUCCAUCCUAAUUAUACUUCCUUGAUAAUUGCCUCAGACCCCCUAUCCUAACUAUAUGUCAUUGAUAUCUGCCUCAGAUCCCUCAUUCUUACUAUUCUUCCUAGAUAGGAAAAAUUAUCUACUUAUCAUAGUGCCUUUCCUCUUAACACUAUAGCAUCUGCGCUGUUUGCCUUGUUCUGAAUAAAAUUGUUUUGAUUUUAUUUAUUACAAGCCCACCUGUCAGGAAAUUGAAUCAAGCUUUAAAGGGCCAUUUUACAUUUGUUUAUGGCUUUGGGAUAAUAGGGUUUUGUCAUUAUGGCUUUGGGAUAAUAGGGUUUUGUCAUUAUGGCUUUGGGAUAAUAGGGUUGUGUCAUCUGCCAAGUUCAAAUCUUCUAGUUGUUUGGAAAACUGGAUUAUUGACAUAAAAUCUAUUCACAAUUGGGUUCUGGAAAAAAAACGAUGUAUUUACUUUGUUAAAGAGAUUAGAGAAAAUAAAAUUUUAUUGUUGGUACGAGCUUUACUCCUAGUAUGUAAUGAAUUUUCUGCUUUUAUCAGCAGAUCAAAAAUCAAAGAGAGAUAAUAAUUAGGGAUGUCUAAGAUAUUUUUUUAUUAACAAUUUCCAGAUGACCAAUAACAACAUUUUUAAUAAAAAAAUAUUUUCUUCAACUUGUUUCUUGUAAUUCAUAAUAAGAAAAGAAAAAAAAAAAUUUCCUCUGAAAUUUUGUGAUUGCUUUGUAUCCUUUUUAUGAUAUUUAUAUAAAUCUACUUGUAAGCCAUGCAUUGACAACUCUUUUAUUUAUACUUAUAAGCCAUGCAUUGACAACUCUUUUAUUUAUACUUGUAAGCCAUGCAUUGACAACUCUUUUAUUUAUACUUGUAAGCCAUGCAUUGACAACUCUUUAAUUUAUUAACAUGCUGUUAUUCCUUCUGGACUGUUUCUUAACAUAACAUUACAUUUUGACCAAACACUGUCUUGUUGGAUCAAGCGUUGUCUAUUAGUUUUGCUCAAACGUUGUCUUAGUUUGAGUAAACAUAAAAAAAAUGCAUCAGUCUCUUUUGCCUUGCCAGCAUCAACUUUAAAAGUUGUGUCUGCAUUCUGAACUAAUGUUUUCUUUUUCCUUGUAACAGCUGGCCUUACAGGUGGCACACUUGCUGCUGUAUCUGGACAGGAGUCCAUUUGGCAGCUUAGCUCUGACACAGCUGCAACUCAAAGACUUUGUGCUGGUCAAUGAGCUGACCAUGAAACUGGCAGAUCUGGAUGACCUUGAGGUUGGAGAAAGGACCUGCUCCGCUGAUUCAGACUGCACCGUGAAGAAUUUUAAGAAAGGUCUUUCUUGAAACUUUUAUUUAUUCUUAAAUCUUUUAUUUAGCAUAGCUAAAAGGCUAAAAGUUGUCUCUUAGGAUGUUGUUUAUUAGUGUAGCACCAGUAGAACUCUAGGAUAUAGCUACUGUAAUGUUGUGCAAAACAUAUCGCCAUCUGACCUGCUGGUGAGAAAUGUAUUUAAUUCUUACAAUGAACUGCAGGUGUUAAGUGCACGGAAGGAGCCUGUGAAGGCCUCAACUCCCUCAAUAACCUGGCCAUAUCCCUGGAGAGUGUCCUGAUACCCAUUCUAAGAAAUCCACCAAAUGAUGAAGAAAGAGACCUGGUGGCCAAGCUGAGUGACCUUGACAUCAGCACACAGAAGCUGGUGGAGUCCUUGGAGAAGAUCUUCAACAAAUUACGUAAGUGUCGAGUAGCACAGCUGCUAACAUCACGCCGAGAGAUGCUGAGCCGCUACAUUAGGUAUCAUCCGCUGCAAUCACUUUGCUACAGCUGUGGAAUAAUUAUUGUCAUAGUACGAAAAAUUUGUUGUUAAAAAAAAAAUUGGAAAGAAUGUAUUAGUAUGUUUUAUUACUUUAUUUCCAUGAUGUGGUAGGUAAGGUAAUCUUGUAUUGCCAGUAUCAGUUAUUCCUCACAGGUUGAUUCAUGUCCCUUUUACACUGUAGCAUUGACAAUGAUGAGAUGUUGGCCCCAUGGUGCUAUGAUAGUCUGUCUCACAACCUAAGAGUUACAGUAGAGAUUCUUUCUAAAGUCUGUUUGUUCAUAGGCUGACCAGGAAACCCACCCCCCCCCUAGUUUUGGAGGAAAAUUUGACUUUUACUAUUUAUUUAUCAUCACAUUGGGAUAAGAGGGGCAUCAUCUACUAUUGAUAUUUUUGUUUUAUUAAUAUUUAAAGCUUCAUGUAACGUAUAUGAAAAUUGUAGAGCGUAGGGUAGACAAGGAACUUGUCGGUGACAAUGUCAUUAUUUAAUGUACCUGGACAAAUGAUAAAAAUCUCCUAUCAGCCGGCCACCCCACUUAUUCUCCUGUAAUAUUUCACCCAGCAACCUCAGCUUUAGGACAAGUAAAUAUGGUCGUUGUUUCGGAUUGUGUUGUGCUUAUUUCUAAUGAUAGUUUUCUUGAGCAGUUUAAUCCACUGCUGGCUUGCCAGGCCUGGCAGUGGCUUCACCAGGUCCCAGUCGGCCAGAUUUUUCAGGUGGACUUGACUUUGUCUGUUUCCAUCCUCCCAUAGAGAGGACCCGGGUUUGGGAUUUGGGAGACUUGAGUCCAUGUCAGGAGGUCAUCAUCCAGAUAAACAGGUCAUAAAAAUAGAUGGUCAGCUGCUCCAACAAUGCCAGGAAUUGAAAUUGCAAUUUGGGGAAGCAUUUGGGCUGAGGAUGGGAAAAAAUGGAUAAAUAGAGACAAGCCGUUAAAUAGCCGCCCCCCCCCCCCCCCCCACUAAGAGACCCAAGAAUAAAGACGGAGACCAAGGCCAGUAUUAAAAACUGUCUCUGUUCCAACCAUCCCUUACAAUAGACAAAAUGUUUAGUUUGGAGCAACUCACCUGCUAACUAAUGCAGAUAUUCUGGUGAAGGUCUGAGAUUAUUCUCUUAUGACACAGGCUGGUGCAUUGGCCACCAGCUCCAUCUGCUCAGCUGAGCCAUAUAACAUUCUCCUCACGUAGGGCAAUUCUGCCCUGGCCCUUGCCUCCCCUGAAAAUCUAGUAAGGGAUAUUUGGUCAGAUGCAUUAGUGUUUCUGGGACCAGGCUGCAAUGCCGGCAGGUAGGUUCCCUGUUAUUAUCUAGCCUUUUCAAAUAUGUGCCGAUGGGACAGUGCUCUUAACGCAUCUGUGUCACCAGACUCUGCUGUCUGCGACCUUACCCCAACCAGGGGUCUUGUCUGCGAGGAGUCGGCAAGUUAGCGAAUACACCUCUGGCUGCUAUGUAAGGCAGCAGUUUUUGGAGAGGAGGAAAUUCCUGAGUAAAAAACCUCAACACCUAAAUUCUGAAGGCAGCAGCAGCUUAAUAUGGGACACAAAAAUAGGAUUUCUUUUGUGUCCAAUCUCAUGCAAAGAAAAAAAACAGAUGUGUUUUUUUAAAAAUUGAAAUUAGAAUAGAGUAAAUAAAAUCAAAAUAAAAUGUUGUGAAAUAAGGUUAUGAAUAAGUGGAUAAACGAUUCAGCUGUUCUUUACGACUCCUGACUCAGAAUUUAAUUAUUACAUGCAAGGAAUGUUGUAAAGGGUGUAUAAUAAAUAACAUUAUCAGAUGAACUCAUUUAACUAAAUUUUUAAACAAAAUUUGAAGUUAUAAAAAAAUUAAUAUUAUAAAUAUUUCCACCUAGAACCUGCUCCAUGAUUCUGGUGACCAUGAAUUCUGCUGACCAUGAAUUCUGCUGACCAUGAAUUUUACCAGCUUUGCAAAGUGUCUUUUAGCACCCUGUUAUUUUUCUGUUCAUUUCAUCAACAGCUUCAGAGGACACUAAUGAACCCAUCUCCAAAGAUGGUCGAAGGCCAGUCAGGAAAAAGACUGUCAAGAAUUCUCUGGCAGAAAAGCUCCAAAGCCAGGAAUUGAUCAUCAAGGUAAAUUGUUCACAGAGGUUGUCACAUGGUGUUGUUUGAAGUGAAAUUAAAAAAAUGUAUAAAAAAAAUGUUUACAGACAUAUACGCUGCUUCAAUUCAUUUUUUAAAAUAUCCUAUGCCACACAAUAGUUUCUCAAAGCUGUUCCCAAAAAAUUACAGAUUGCUACUGUUUAGUGAGGUGUUGUUAUACAUGACUGUUUUCAAGCUUACACAAAAAUUUUAAUCAGGCAAAUUAUUGAAGCAGCUUCAGUCUAAGGAGUUAAAAAAAAUGCUGUUCUAUAUCCAGUUCCAAAGAUGUUGAUGAAACAUUUAAAAUUUGAUGGGCAUUAGACUGCAUCUAUGAAAGGAAUUUAACCUUUCAACUACGCAAUUGUUUUUUUUUGUUUUGAAAGAUGCCUACAAUACUGAGAAAUUCUUAAUAAUGAAACCGUGUUUCAUCAUUUUCAUAGAAUUCACAUUUACUUAACACUAGGCCAAGAAUUAUUAGAAUUAAUGAGACUAACCUUAAGAAUAUGCAAGAUCUUACCAUACCAUAUUGCCAUUUUAUAAACUUAGGUUCAUAUACCAUCCAUUUAUCAGUUAACAAUGAACACAUUUGUCAUAUUAUAUUAAAUCUUCUAGUAUGUUACUCUUUUUUUAUUUGCAAGAUUUGCUCUCUUAGAUUAAGCGCUUUGACCAGAUUUUUGUCAAAUUAACUGUUGUACUAAAAUAAUUUAAAUAAAUCGUUAUGUGCUUCUACACAACAGGACAGGACCAGUGUUGAUGAAGUCAUGUCAUUGUUUGUAAGAAUGGAUUUAAAAAACUUUGCUGGCAUCUAUGACUAUCCCUGCACUGGAUCUCGUGUGCCCUGGGGCUGUGUGUUCACUGUGCAAAGUCUAACUGAUGGAGCCACCCUGUGCAUGAAUGACGUGAGAUGCCAGUGUUUUGUUACCUUCUCAACACACCCUGAGUCAGAGAGUAAGUCAUGUGGUGUUGAAAUGUGUAUUUUUGAAGUUUUUGUGCUAAGAUGCCUCAAAGACAAAUAUAAACCAGUCACCAGAAAAGUAAAAUGAAAAAAAAAAAAAAAGAAGAAGAUUUUUGAGGGACACUUUUCAUUGUUAUGUUAUCUAGUAUUUUAAGCUUUCAGGGAGACAGUGCUCAAAAGAUGAUAAACUUCUAAGUCAUUGCUCCUCAGCAUGUGGGUCGCAACAUGCCACAGACAUUUUAAAGUCUGUUACGAUUAAUCAGGACAAAGCACUGAUUUUGGGGGUUCCAGCUGAUAAUAACUUCAGAACCUUCAACUGAUUACCAGCAGAUCCUAGACAACCCACUGUUAUUUUCUAUAGGAUCCAGUUAACAAAAACUUUGAGUGUUGCUAUUUUCACAUCCCUCUGGUCUUAAAAAUUACUUUUACUCCAUGACAAAAGUAAAUUUUUUUUUUUUUUUUUUUGCAGUAGAGGUAGCAGGAAUAUUAAUUUAAUUGUUAUUGUAAUAAAUAUGAUUUUUUUGUUUGGAUGAUAUUUUUUUUAAAAUUUGAACCUCAUUUGUAAACGCCCCCCCUUCCUCCUUUUUUUCCCUUUUAAUCUUGAUGAAUGAAAAAAACUAGAUUAGAUGAAGUUGCCUACCAAAUAAACAUUUUCUAACUUCAGUUACUACCCACUGAAAAAACUUGAUCAACAAAAGGAUUGAUAAUAUAGAUUUUGUAUAAAAAUACAUUUGAAUACCACUUUUAUCUGUAUUGUCCAGCAUUGAUGACGGUUGUGCUGAAGAACAACACAGAUUCCGAACCCCACACCUCAUCAGGCACAACACUGUUCAUACGGCGUCCUUUUGGCAACAAGGAGAGUAAAGGGGAAAAAACAGAGGAAACUGAAGUGCUGCUUAUUUCUAGUGAGAUCAGCACCUGCACGGACUCGGUCCUGCAUGCACAGGAGUCUGCCAGGGCCAGCAGAGAAAACAGGUUAAUGACCCACCUGGGUGUGAGGGG